Molecule: messenger RNA, 820 nt
Organism: Terrapene triunguis (Three-toed box turtle)
Lineage: Eukaryota; Metazoa; Chordata; Testudines; Emydidae
Product: arachidonate 5-lipoxygenase-activating protein-like
Exons: 5
Coding region: 10-495 (161 amino acids)
Biological process (GO): leukotriene biosynthetic process
Cellular component (GO): endoplasmic reticulum; membrane; nuclear envelope
Molecular function (GO): glutathione transferase activity; enzyme activator activity; leukotriene-C4 synthase activity
Source: RefSeq, a predicted model, not a curated record
GCUGCCAAAAUGGACCAUGAAGUGCUGGGGAGCAUUGUCCUCCUAGCAAUAGUCAGCCUUAUCAGUGUUCUCCAAAAUGCCUUUUUUGCAACCAAAGUGGAGCAUGAAAGCAAGAACUAUAACGGCAAGACUUUCCAGCGGGCUGGAUCUUCGGCCUUUGAGCGUGUCUUCACUGCCAACCAAAACUGCAGAGAUGCAUACCCGACGUUUCUUGUUGUGCUUUGGUGUGCUGGGCUGCUUUGUAGCCAAGCUGCUGCUGCUUUUGCUGGAUUGAUAUACUUGUUUGUGAGGCAAAAGUACUUUGUUGGCUAUCUGGGAGAGAGGACACAAAGCACUCCAGGUUACAUAUUUGGAAAACGCAUCAUAUCAUUCCUGUUCCUUAUGUCUGUUGCUGGGAUCCUCAACUAUUAUCUUGUCCUCAUUUUUGGAAGUGACUUUGAAGUGUAUAUAAAAACUGUAACCAACACCAUCUCCCCACUGCUACUCAUUCCUUAAUUCUUUGCAGCAUUAGCGGUUCAGUGUGCUUUACAGAUCAAUAUCCAGAAGCAGCUAUAAUUCAACUGUUUAAGAAAUGAACCUACAAACCCUUUUAGACUGCUGUAAAUCUAAGGCUCUAUGGGCUUUGUGGUUUGAUUUAACCCUUUUCCUACAGUAAAAUGAUUUAUUGUGACCAGUCAGUGUGCCCUAGGAAGGGUAAUAACUUCCAAUUAAUUCUUCAGAUUAAAAAGGUUUAAAAAAAAUGAAACAACCAAAAAACCAUUUCAGGUUGAACAAAACAUUCCAUUCUGAUUUUAAGCACCUUUUCAAUGGUUUAAAUAUA